Molecule: messenger RNA, 2746 nt
Organism: Oryzias latipes (Japanese medaka)
Lineage: Eukaryota; Metazoa; Chordata; Actinopteri; Beloniformes; Adrianichthyidae
Product: gamma-aminobutyric acid receptor subunit rho-1-like
Biological process (GO): monoatomic ion transmembrane transport
Cellular component (GO): membrane
Molecular function (GO): extracellular ligand-gated monoatomic ion channel activity; transmembrane signaling receptor activity
Source: RefSeq, a predicted model, not a curated record
UAGACCCCAUACUGGUAAUUGACAUGAUAGUUUUCACAUCAACGUCUGUGUCCUGGAUUUUCUAAAAAGAAAAUUGACAUCAUCAUGAGUUCUGCUUCUAAACCACUCUGGAGGAUCUACGGUGUGAGUUCUCUUCACCUCAGCUGCGCACUCAGAAACAGCGCGUUUCUAAUGACUCCAGCAAAUCCGUGCCAUCUGACAUGUGUGUGAGGGAGGGUGGGAGUGUCUCCCCCUCCUCCAAGAGACCAAAUGCAAUCAGACAAUGUAUGCAUUCUGAGUAUGCUGAGCGCGCAGCGAGUGUGCGGGUCCUGUGCGCACGCGGCGUUAGGAGCCAGCUGCCCUUGUGAGGCUCUGGGACUGGACUCCGGACACCAUGCACACGGACGUGGUGCUGCUCGCCGCGCUGCUGGGGGUGCUCGGCGCGUCCUGCGCCCACAAGCCGACCAGAGGGCAGAAGCUGGAGCCGCAAAGACACAUCAGGACAUACCCUAAGGUGACCACACAGGCCUCAAAGGAACUGCAAGACUCACCCGUACUCCCGUUAGAUGCAGCCCCUCCUCUGAAUGACCCUCCACAGAGCCGGAUAACCCCAAAACCAGCAGCAUCUGUGCAGGUCAACCCCUCAUACAGAUCAAAACGUGAAUUGUCUUUAGCAGAAGGAUUCUAUGACAGGAUUGGCAGCACCGUCGUCAAGAGAAGCCCAGAUGUCACUAAAGUGUGGGGCAGAAAGUCAGAACAGCUGCUGAGGAUAGAUGACCAUGACUUCACAAUGCGACCAGGAUUUGGAGGACCUGCUGUUCCAGUUGGAGUGGAUGUUCAGGUUGAAAGCCUGGAUGCGAUUUCAGAAGUUGACAUGGACUUCACAAUGACUCUGUACUUGAGGCACUACUGGAAAGAUGAGCGCCUGUCUUUUAAAAGCAACACCAACCAGAGUAUGACUUUUGAUGGCCGCCUGGUGAAGAAGAUUUGGGUUCCGGACAUGUUCUUUGUUCACUCUAAGAAGUCCUUCACACAUGACACCACCAAGGACAACGUCAUGCUGAGAGUUUAUCCCGAUGGAAAGGUUCUCUACAGUCUCAGAGUAACCGUCACCGCCAUGUGCAGCAUGGACCUCAGCCGUUUUCCUCUCGACACCCAAACGUGCUCUUUGGAGAUUGAAAGCUAUGCCUACACAGAUGAUGAUUUAAUGUUGUACUGGAAGGAAGGGAACAGGUCCUUAAACACAGAUGAGAGGAUCUCUCUCUCCCAGUUUCUCAUUCAGGAGUUUCAUACAACCACAAAGCUUGCCUUCUACAGCAGCACAGGCUGGUACAACCGUCUGUACAUCAACUUCACUCUGCGGCGGCACAUCUUCUUCUUCCUGCUGCAGACGUACUUCCCUGCCACCCUCAUGGUCAUGCUGUCCUGGGUGUCAUUCUGGAUCGACCGCCGGGCCGUCCCAGCCAGAGUCCCGCUUGGCAUAACCACGGUGCUCACCAUGUCCACCAUCAUCACUGGAGUCAACGCCUCUAUGCCCAGAGUGUCCUACAUCAAAGCUGUGGACAUUUACCUCUGGGUCAGCUUCGUCUUUGUCUUCCUCUCGGUGAUAGAGUACGCUGCUGUCAACUACCUGUCCACUCUGCAGGAGCGGAAAGAGAGAAAAUUGCGUGAGAAGCUGCCGUGUACCUGUGGAAUGGCCCACCCCGGGUUGAUGUCCGCCAGCUACAGUGAGGUGGACGUCAACACCACCGGAAACUACGGCAUGCCAGAAGAGAACGGCGUCAGACGGGAAAGGAUUCUGGCUGAACUGGUAAUGGAGAACGACCAGGUGACCGGCCACGUCGGCUCUAGGGCCUACAGCGACGUCUGGAUCGACACGCACGCCAUAGACAAGUACUCCCGGGUCAUCUUCCCAGGAUCCUACAUCCUCUUUAACAUCAUCUACUGGACCAUCUACUCCUAAUGGAGAGGAAACGGAAACCAGGCAAACUGAAACGGUUCUUUUUGACAAAAGAGGAUCUGGUCCAAGCUUGGGUGAGAGGACUAAUGUGAAGCAGAGUUUUUUACACAGACCUGAUCCCAGCAGGAGCAAUGGAACAGCUUCAUUCCCAAUAACAGAAAACUCACAAAACAAAAAGAAACUCUGUUGUUUUUCACACAGUCCUCUUGUUGUCUGUCCAUUUCAUUUGGGACUCUCAACCAUUUUCUCAGGCUGUUUUUGACAAAAGCUUUAACUAAGGAUCAUCAAAUGUCACCAGAAAGCUUUUCUAUUGGCAGUAUCUGUGACAGAAAAGCCUGACUGGUCCUGGUAGACAGGUCACAAAACACAGAGUUGAUACCUGUAGACAUUUCAAGACCCUCUCUGAUGAAAACAGUGUUUUUGGUGUUUUUAACAUGUUCUUGUUGCAUUUUUCUGAUAACGAAGGACAUAUAUCAAGAAAAUUACAAUUAUAAUUGUACUUCUAUGUUUUUCUUCAUUCAAAUCAUUAAGAAAAAUGAGCAGAUGAAAAAAUGCUUUUAGUUGUGACGUAGAAAGUACAACCACCGGGCCACAAUCUCUCUGCUCUAUUCUAUUCUGAUCAUCCACUUGUAGAUCCAUGUACGUCUUUGUUUUCCUCGUCUCAGCUGGAAUCUGGAUCUAAACUGGACAGCUGGAUAGCUCUGAUAUUGCUCGCCUUUUUUGUUGCACCAGUACUGUUAGGUUGGGGUGUGAAGGACAGAGAGAAACAGAGAGCUCUCAGCAAUGGGAAGGGUAAGGCCGGACAGU